CACGAGGGCCACUGCGUCGACGGCUGCUUCGACGGCUUCGGCACCUGCACCUACGCCGACGGCGGGCGCUACGUCGGCGAGUGGGUGCGGAACAUGCGCCACGGCGAGGGCAUCUUCACGUCGGGCGACGGGAGGGAAUACGUCGGCGAGUGGCGCGGCGGCAAGAGGCACGGCUGGGGCUGCGUCUUCCACCCCUGCGGCGAGCUCUACGAGGGCGAGUGGGACCAGGGCCUCAUGCACGGCGGCCAGGGCCGCUACUUCUUCGCCAACGGCGACUUCUUCGACGGCACGUUCCGCGGCAACGUCGCGACGGGCCACGGCGUCUACUGGUACACGGCCUGGGGCAACGCCUACUCCGGGUCCUGGGUCGACGACAAGAAGAACGGCAAGGGGUCCUACGUCUUCGCCUCGGGCUCGCGCUACGACGGCUGGUGGAAGGACAACGACAUCCACGGCAAGGGCAUCUUCGUGUUCUCGGACGGCGCGACGUACAAGGGCGAGUUCGCGCGGAACAUGAAGGAGGGCCGCGGCACCUACGCCUGGGCGUCGGGCAACGUCUACGUCGGCGACUUCCUGAAGGACAAGAUGGACGGCGCCGGCGAGAUGACCUACCACACGACGAACCACCACUACGUCGGCCGCUGGCGCGACAACAAGAAGAACGGGCGCGGCCUCUUCACCUUCGCGGACGGCAACACCUACGACGGCGACUUCCUCGACGACAUCCAGCACGGCUACGGCAAGCUCCUCGAGUACCGCGACGGCGGCUACUACAAGGGCGACUGGGUCAACGAGCGCAUGACGGGCCGCGGCCUCUACGUCUGGCCCGACGGGUCCCAGUACGAGGGCCAGUGGCAGGACAACAUGCGCCACGGCGAGGGCACGGAGCUCUCCGCGUCGGGCACGGUCUACCGCGGGCGCUACUGGAAGAACAUGCGCCACGGGCCGGGCGUCAUGACCUACCUCAACGGCAACUCCUACGAGGGCAUCUGG
Molecule: messenger RNA, 993 nt
Organism: Aureococcus anophagefferens
Lineage: Eukaryota; Pelagophyceae; Pelagomonadales; Pelagomonadaceae
Exons: 3
Cellular component (GO): cytosol
Source: RefSeq, a predicted model, not a curated record